AUGGCCAGAGGCUCGGAAUUUCUCCUGGCUUCUAUGAGCAUGCUUCUCUUGUGGGAAACAAAAGUAAUAGAACUAAGGAAAGAAUUCCAGGUUGUAGUUUUCAGGUUAGAUUUUGAUUUGUUACACGAGGUCAUGUCAUGACCGGAAGUGUGACGCUCAAGAACUAGAAGUGAGUUGAAAAAGUACUUUCAGGCCUCUUGAGUCCCAGAACUGGUUCCAAGGCCUCUUUUGAGCCCCUGCAUUAGUUCCCAGGUCUCUACCAGUCCCAGAACUGGUUCCCAGGCCUCUUUCAAGUCCCGGAACUGGUUCCAAGGUCUCUUUCGAGCCCCUGGUAUGAAAGAAAACGACUUACAUUAAAGUUUGGGCACCACACACAAAAGACGGUGGUCCACUUGGCAUUAGAGACAUUCCAAUGAUGUCAUCAUUUGGAAUUAAUUGAUGAGUUAUGUAAAAGGGUGUCACAAAAACACAAACAUGCCGCACAGCAACUGGAGACAUUUGACUGCAGUAGUUGAAAAUCAUGAUGAAACAAGCUUAGCUUAUCUCUGUACUGCCAGAUUUCUCCAAUAAAACCACUGCUUCAUUUUGAUCCCAAUGUAAGAAUUAAGUGACGAUGAACUGGAUAUACAUGUAUAUUUGUUUGUUAUAGCUGUGUUUUAUCUGGUUCUGGUAAUUGAAACAAAGAAUUUCCUUUUUUAUACCAGGAUUUCAUCAUAAAUUUUUUUGUAUUGAACUUUCACUGCAUUAAGGUAAUUAAAGGUACAAUGAGUUAAAUGAAUGAAAGAGGCAAUGGCACAAAGAUCAAUAAAAUGUGAACACUUACCAGUCCAGAAUUUUAGUUGCUAAGAAACGUAAUUUUGGCUUGUAUGUAUUGUAAAAACCGAAAAAUUCACUGCCUUAGCAUUUAUCAGCAUAUAGUUUUUGCAAUAUUGAAGGAUAUCUGUAGCUUUGGCAGUUUUCUCCUGGAAAGUGAGCAUUUUUUUGGCUUGAAAAGCUUACACUUGUCAAAAAAAUUGACAUAUGUAACAAGAAAUACUGUGACCUGAGGCAUGUCCACUAGGUUCAUUGAUUGUCAAGGUUAAAUUUUAAGAUCUGUUUUUUGGUUAUGCAAAUUUUUUAGUGGCUAAAAUGUUUUAGCUUUACUACACUGACAUAAUAGUCAUUUUUUCACAGAAAGUUGCCCUUUUUACUGCAACACAAUAUAUUAUUUUUUUAAUAAAAAUGACAUGUACCUUGAAAGAUCAUUAAAAAUUUUUUCUUUGCCAAAGAUCUAGAAAUAUCUGCAAUGACUAAACCCUCAAAAAUGUGUUUAUUAUUUAUGAUGUAUCAGAAAUAUUUUCAGCAUAGUUCUCAUCCUUUUUGUUUUAUUUCUUGUAUAGUUAAUUUCUAUACAUGAUAUCCGUUGAAGGUGAAUGGAAACUUGGCCUGUUGUUCUGGCUUAUGAUUUGAAAGAUUUCUUGCAAUUGAAUACUUUACAUGAAGUUACCCCUAGUGUGUAAUAUUACUGUUGUGUGCGGGUUGAGACAAAUGAUUGGAGACUUGCUGAGACACUGGGAUGCUUAUGUGGAAACCUGAGACUUUCAGCAGAAGGUUAAAGACUCUAGAAACUCAAAAGAUUCUUCAAAAUCUCUCUGUAAAUCAGAUGAAAAUUUGUUGCAACCAAGAUGUUAUAGGUGCUAUCCACCUACUUGGGGUCGUGUAAAUGAUACAUGUGGAGUCAUCUACAUCUCUCUGUGUUGCUAAUAAACGAUGUAGAUUGUGUGUAACAAGUCUUAGUUCAGCAAUCCUGGGCAAUUUUACAAGCACCAAACAGCUGUGCUUAAAGGGCAACAUAUUUCUUGAUCUUUAAUAAUUAGUAUCUUGUUUUUUCUUUGCAGAUUAACAAUGCCGCCUAUACGAAAGCCAGACCUGGAUAAACUAAAGCUACAUCCAAAGCCAUAUCUGAGUAGAUCAGUUGGUGCUUCAGGCUUUAAAAACUCACUUGACAAGGGCGCAAAAUUCAGUUUAAGUUCUAGUUGUUUUGGUGCCAUUACAACAGAGAAAGGAGAGCCUGAUGAUGACUUGACCAGCCUCAACUGGUUACAGAGCAAUGAUAUUUUGAAAGACUUUGAUGUGUCUGCAACUGUACCUCCUGUUUCCCCUACAGCGGACAUAAAUGGGGACAUUUUUGAGACCCCUCCCAGAGGGGCACAGUCCAAAGGACCCUUCUCCCUGGACUCGUUAGCUAACAAACGCAAGAGUCCAUCAAAGCCUCCAUAUUCUUUUUCAUCGCUCAUUUUUAUGGCUAUUGAGGAGGCUCCUAUGAAGAAAUUGCCUGUUAAAGACAUUUACAACUGGAUAAUGGAACAUUUUCCAUAUUUCCGUGAUGCAAGACUUGGUUGGAAAAACUCUGUUCGACACAACCUUUCCCUCAACAAAUGUUUUAAGAAAGUAGACAAGGAUAAAGGACAGGUGAGGAAGGACAUUUUAUUUACAUCUUUGAUCUUCUUAAAUAUGAACUGGAAUAAUGCCAGCAGUAAGUAAAGGAUUUCAUCUGCAGAAUCAAAAGGUAGUUUUCAGAAGCUGGGGGUUCUUAAAGAUUUCAUCUACAGAAUGAACCUUAGUACCACCCCGUACAGCACAAUAAACAGUACCACAGGAAAGUACUGCUCAGUAGCUUUCAUUUGAAUGGUCACACCAUAGGAUUUCAUCCACAGACUCAAAAGUUGGAACCACCUUCUACAGCACAAUAAACAGGACCAUAGGGAAGUACAUCUCAGUAGCUUUUGCUCUCUAUCAGAUGGCUUUGAAGUGGUUAACAUAUAUUUAGACUGAGAGAUAAUUAUUAUUAUUUUAACCACAUUGUCUUGACAGUGUGACAAUAAUGCUUCAAUGAAUCUUUGCCCAUGAAGUCUCAAGUCAAGCUUGAGUUAUUCUAACCCACCAGUAGUUUUUUCCACAGAAUGUUGGCAAAGGAUCUUUGUGGACAGUAGAUCCUGAAUACAGGCCCAACUUGCUCCAAGCACUGAAAAAGACGCCUGCUUUUCACCCGUAUCAUAACGUGUUAACGACGCCACCACCAUCACCAAAAAAUCAUUCCUCAGACAGGUAGAGUUGAUAAAAGCAUAAAUAAAUCUCCCUCUUUACCCCUCAUUAGUGUGUGUAGCAUGAAGGUUAAUGGGGCCGAAAAAAGCAAUGAAACAAAGAAUGUAAUGCAUCAUAACCAGGGUAAAAAUCUCAACUGUCACCAGCAGGCAAACCAGUUGGCUAUUUUAUUCAAGCAUGACUUAGGACUUGAACUUGGCUCUAACCACUCAGCCAUGACCCUGCCACCCCAGUCAUCCUGUUGGAAUAGAAAUGUAACGGACAUUCUCAUCAUUUUCAUCGUGCAUGUGCUGUAUUAAGUUUAAAGCAUUGAAAACUUGACUCUAUAACCUCAAGAAUGGAUCAAUAACCCAUAAAAACUAAUCCUUACAAAGUCUUAAAAUUGAAAUUUAUUUUAGUGUUAUUCUUGAACAUUGAGAAACUAAUUUUUUUUCUCUUCUCUCUUCAGCAGUACCCUAGGAAACAGCAUUGGUAAGAAACAUGAUUUAAUAUCUUUAAUUUUUACUCUAAUUAAACUCUAAGAGUCAAUCCAACUGAAGUAUGGAGGGUAGGUGCUGUAUGGGUGGCAAGUGAAGAAGGGUAGCAGUCUAAGCAGUUAAGAGGUCUCCCUCACAACCUGGCCACAGACCAUCUGCUGGCACCUUUCAACACAACACUAAUCAUUGGAUUAUUACCACAAUUGUAGGGAAAAUUGAAGUUGAUCCCGAUGCAGAAGCAGAAGCAGUUGCAACAAUUUGUAUGAUAAGCACACCCCCAGAAUUGCGUGUUGCUGAAAGUAAGUGGUUUUUGUCAGUGGAUUUCUCUUUCUAUUCUUUAACCCUUUAAGUCCCAAUAGUGAUCAACAUCAAUUUUCUCCUAACAAUAUCCAUAGAUUGUCAAGUCCAACAUCUAUGAGAAUUAAUCAAAUGAUCACAAAGAGAAAAAUCUUUGAUCUUUUAUCAAUUUCUCCCAACUAAUUCUGUAAGGAGAUGUAUAGAGAUCAGUUUGGAGAAUUUGUUUGUGGAUAUUGGGGCUUAAAGGGUUAACACCUUUAAAAUAGUCCUAACACCUUUUGAUAUUUAUUUACAGUGGUUCGUUGCCAGUCCUGUCCUCCUUCUGAAACUGAUAAAGAAGAUCAGUUGUUAAAGAGAGCCAAGGAGUUUUACUACAGACACAGGGGCUCCUUUUCUGGAGCUGUCUCCAUGGCAAAAGACAAGUUACCCUCUUCCCUGCUGACAGAUUCCCAUGGAAGGUAAGAGUAGAGAAGGCCUAGCAUGUGUCAGGCUCUCAAAUGGUAGGGACGCUUCAAAAACAAUUUAAUGGUUAAAUAGGAUGCCCCUGAUCUGGGAAAGAGUGUGGCGGCCAGAAAAGAGUAUUUACUGUCUGUGCACAUUACUGAUGUGUGGCAUGGAAGAAGUUAAUGAAGGUCUUGCUACUUUAUCUGAGUUUAAAGACAGUCUGAGGUUGUCAACCCUUCUUGCUCCUAAUAGUGGCCUAUGAAAACAUUCACACAAAAAAGUCAAAUUUGUUUUUGUAAAAUACCAAGAAAUAAAUAUUACCAUGCAAAAGUUCUGCUAAAAAGGUUUUAUUUGAAUGGUAACAGCAUAGGAUUCCAUCCACAGAUAAAAAAGUUAGAAGGACACAAACCAGUCGUAAUGUGGCUGUGAGAGGUUUGAAGGAGUUCUGCGAAAACAUCAUUUACAACACUUUCAUUUUAGUUAGCUACAAAUAAGAUCAUAAUUAUUUACCCCCAGCAGAUGGGUGUUACGAUACAAACAUUCACUACACUAGUACAAUACAGAUACAAUAACUGGCUUCUCUAACUCGCUUUACAGGAACAAGAAAGCAAUGUUAUCUUCAUCUCUAAGUAGAAUUGAUUCUGUGAGAAUGCGAAAGGAUAUCUCCCCAGACUCCUCACUUGAUGGCGAGUUUGAAUUUGAUCAUGGUGGUGAUUCUGAUGAAGAAGACAGUGAAAUUGAUGAGACAAUGGAGAAAGUUGUCAAGGAUGAAUUGAGUGACAGUGGUUAUGGCCAAGGUCUUGAAGACCAAAAUGAACAGAAAAAGGUUUCAAGCAAGGACAAACCUCAACCCCGUCAUAGACGGGGGCGUAAUAACAGUACAACAGAGAAAAUGAACGCUAUCGCAGGUGCUGACGCAUUAUUAGAACUUGCUAACUCAGCAGUCAUGCCAUUACAAAGCUCCAAUUCUGCUUCUUCAAGUCCUGUUCCACUGGUUAGCUAG
This is a messenger RNA of Porites evermanni, 5304 nucleotides long. NCBI's taxonomy places the organism in Eukaryota, Metazoa, Cnidaria, Anthozoa, Scleractinia, Poritidae. The record is from the annotation of a GenBank genome assembly.